Molecule: messenger RNA, 2897 nt
Organism: Triticum aestivum (bread wheat)
Lineage: Eukaryota; Viridiplantae; Streptophyta; Magnoliopsida; Poales; Poaceae
Product: probable LRR receptor-like serine/threonine-protein kinase At2g24230
Exons: 1
Coding region: 4-2727 (907 amino acids)
Biological process (GO): protein phosphorylation
Molecular function (GO): ATP binding; protein binding; protein kinase activity
Source: RefSeq, a predicted model, not a curated record
UUGAUGUGCUGUUGCUGUGCAGCUCAUCUCAAUCAACUCCCCUCCCACAAUUCACUCCCCAAUUUACUCACUUCACCACCCCACGAUUUAUGGCCGCGCUCCUACCCUGCUCUGCUCCCCCCUCCUCUCUCUUCCCCGAGCACGCACCGGCACCGCAGUAGCCACGAACGCGCCAAGAGAAACACUCGAGAGAGGGAGAGAGCACGCGCGCGUGCGCCUCUCGCCGUCGCCAUGGGCCGCGGCGGUGCGUGCGGCGUCGCCUCGCUCUUCUUGGCGGUGGCGGCGGCGGCCUGCUGCGCGGCGGCGGCGCAGGAGCCCAACACGGACGCCUACUUCGUCGCGCGCUUCUACGCCAAGAUGGGCCUCGCGGCGCCGCCGUCGGGCGCCGGCGCGGUCUGCUCCUGGCCCGGGGUGUCCUGCGACGGCGAGGGGCGGGUGCUGGCGCUCGCCGCCGCCGGGAUGGGCCUGUCGGGCCCCAUCCCGGAGGACACGGUGGGGAAGCUCGCCAGGCUGCGCUCGCUGGAUCUCAGCGCCAACCGCCUCACCGCGCUCCCCAACGACCUCUGGGAGCUGGGCGCGUCGCUGCAGAGCCUCAACCUCUCCCGCAACGCCAUCCGCGGCGCGCUCCCCAACAACGUCGGCAACUUCGCGCGCCUCCAGGUGCUCGACGUCUCUCACAACGCCUUCUCCGGCGCGCUGCCCCCCGCGCUCGGCUCCAUUGCCGGCCUGCAGGUCCUCAACGCCAGCCACAACCAGUUCCAGGGCCAGGUCCCGGGCGCCGGCGGGAGCCUCGUCUCCAUGGAUCUCUCCGGCAAUGCGCUGGACGGGGACCUGCCUGACUUGUCGCCGCUGCGGUCGCUGGCCUACCUCAACCUGUCCGGCAACCAGCUCCGCGGCUCCAUUAUCGGGGCGUUCCAGGAGCAGUUGGGGGUCAUAGACCUUAGCAACAACCGCUUCUCGCGGUUGAAUUUUAGCAGUGGGUAUUCUGGUACGUCCCUCAUGUACCUCGACCUGUCAAGCAACGAGCUUCUCGGGGAAUUCGGCCUCCCUGGCCGGUUCCGGAACCUGAGGCACAUGAAUCUCGCAUUCAACCAGUUGUCCACCAACAAUUUGCUGGCGUCCAUUGGUGAGAUUUCUUCAUUGGAGUAUGUCAACCUGUCAAGCACUGGGUUGCAUGAGCGAAUCCCUGGGGCGUUGUCUUCCCGGUUGGUUGGCUUACAUGUGCUGGAUUUGUCACGGAACAAUAUCAGCGGGGUGGUGCCGGACUUGAGCACUUUGCCGCUGCGGGUGCUGGACCUGUCGGUGAACAACCUCACUGGGGAGAUCCCUGUGUCACUGGUCAAGAAAUUGGUGUCAAUGGAUCGAUUCAACUUCUCGUACAACAAUCUCACCGUCUGCGCCUCCGAGCUCUCCCCGGAAGCGUUUACAGCCGCCUUUGCUAGGUCCAGGAAUGACUGCCCGAUUGCUGUGAACCCGGACAGCAUCAAGAAGAAUGGGGGGCACCGCAAGGGGAUGAAGUUGGCGCUGGCCAUUGUGCUCACGCUCUUCUUCUCGGUUCUUGCAUUGCUUUGCUUGGCACUUGUGUGCAGGAAGCCGAGGAAGAAGAGGGGUGACACAUUUCCCGUUGAUAAGCAGCCAUCGUCAUUCAAAGACGAGCCUGGCACAUCAGGGCCAUUUGCGUUCCAGACUGAUUCCACAACUUGGGUUGCCGAUGUCAAGGUUGCCACAUCCGUUCCAGUUGUCAUAUUUGAGAAGCCAUUGCUGAGCUUCACGUUCGCCGACCUCUUGGCAGCCACAUCAAACUUUGACAGGGGAACUUUGCUGGCAGAAGGGAGAUUCGGGCCAGUGUACACAGGAUUCCUCCCUGGUGGAAUCCAGGUUGCUGUGAAGGUGCUGGUCCAUGGUUCGGCAAUGGCAGAUGAGGAUGCUGCCAGAGAGCUUGAGCGGCUGGGGCGGAUCAAACAUUCCAAUCUGGUUCCUUUGACUGGUUACUGCUUAGCAGGAAGCCAAAGAAUCGCGAUAUAUGAGUACAUGGAGAAUGGCAAUCUGCACAACUUGCUGCAUGAUUUGCCACUAGGCUUGCAGACCACCGAAGACUGGAGCACCGACACAUGGGAGGACAACAAUGGUGGCGUGGCCACUGAAAACAUCACCCCAGAGGGCACUGCGGCAUGGAGGUUCCGACACAAAAUCGCACUAGGCGCUGCAAGGGCACUGGCGUUCCUCCACCAUGGUUGCAUUCCGCAGAUCGUCCACCGGGAUGUGAAGGCAAGCAGCAUCUAUUUCGACUAUGCAAUGGAGCCAAGGUUGUCUGAUUUCGGCUUGUCAAUGAUCGCCGGGACAAGCACAGACGGCGACCAUUCCCCUGGCUAUGUGCCGCCGGAGUUCUCCGACCCAGAGAACGCCACGGCGACGUCGAAGUCCGACGUUUACAGCUUCGGCAUCGUGCUGUUUGAGCUGAUCACCGGCAAGAAGCCACUGGGUGAUGAGUACCCUGACCAGAAGGAGGCAAGCCUGGUGAGCUGGGCAAGGGCAAUGGUGAAGGCAAAUCAAGGGUCGAGCAUCAUCGACCCCAAGAUCCGCGACACGGGACUGGACAGGCAGAUGGACGAGGCACUGAGGGUCGCCUACCUUUGCACCGCCGAGCUGCCAUCCAAGAGGCCAACCAUGCAGCAGAUCGUUGGCCUAUUAAAGGACAUUGAGCCUAGAGUAGCAGAUGAGAACUGAAGUUAUAUUUAUUUAUUAGUGUAUUUUAGGCGUGUGAGCAGCGAGUGAGGUCCUAGUUGUUUCCUGGUCCUCUGCUGAAAUAUAUCUUCUUCUUCUUCUUCUUCUUCUUCUUCUUUGAUUGUUCAUCUUCUGAGAUGCUGCAAUACAGCUUUGCCACACUUGCUCCUUUA